Molecule: messenger RNA, 4864 nt
Organism: Mytilus trossulus (common blue mussel)
Lineage: Eukaryota; Metazoa; Mollusca; Bivalvia; Mytilida; Mytilidae
Product: DNA damage-binding protein 1-like
Exons: 28
Coding region: 66-3485 (1139 amino acids)
Biological process (GO): DNA repair; proteasome-mediated ubiquitin-dependent protein catabolic process
Cellular component (GO): nucleus; site of double-strand break
Molecular function (GO): protein binding; nucleic acid binding
Source: RefSeq, a predicted model, not a curated record
CAAAGACUUCCCGCCAGGCAUGCGCUAAAAUAAAACUUACAGGCUGACUACUGAAAAUAUAGAACAUGGCAUAUAACUAUGUUGUAACGGCACACAAGCCGACGGCAGUCAAUGCAUGUGUUACAGGUAACUUUACAUCUUCGGAUGACCUCAAUCUCAUUAUUGCCAGAAAUACCCGGAUGGAGAUAUAUGUUGUUACACCUGAGGGAUUAAGACCAAUAAAAGAAGUUGGCAUAAAUGGUAGAAUAGAUGUUAUGGAACUAUUCAGACCCCCUGGAGAAUCUAAAGAUGUUAUGUUCAUCUUGACCUCACGAUAUAAUGCCAUGAUAUUAGAAUGUCAGCAGGAUGGUGAAAAUAUAGAUAUCAUUACUAGAGCACAUGGAAAUGUACAGGAUCGUAUUGGAAGACCUUCAGAGACUGGUAUUAUUGGAAUUGUAGAUCCACUUUGUAGAGUGAUUGGGUUGAGGCUCUAUGAUGGCCUGUUCAAAGUUAUUCCUCUGGACAGAGACAACAAAGAGCUGAAAGCAUUUAAUAUUAGGCUGGAAGAACUGACAGUUAUUGAUAUACAGUUUUUACAUGGCUGUACAACACCUACUCUUAUUCUUAUUCACCAGGAUCCUCAUGGCAGACAUGUGAAGACUUACGAGAUAAAUUUAAGUGUAAAGGAAUUUCAGAAAGGUCCUUGGAAACAGGAUAAUGUUGAAACUGAAGCUUGCAUGGUUAUAGCAGUGCCAGAGCCUUUUGGUGGCGCCCUCAUUAUAGGACAGGAAUCCAUCACAUACCAGAAGGGAGAUAACUGUCUACCUGUGGCACCACCUGCUAUAAAGCAAAGUACUCUAACUUGUUAUGGUAAAGUCGAUGCCAAUGGAUCCCGGUAUCUCCUUGGUGAUAUGAAUGGUCGAUUAUUCCUGUUGCUUUUAGAAAAGGAAGAAAAAAUGGACAAUACUGUUGUUGUAAAAGAUCUCAAAGUAGAAUUUCUUGGUGAGACAACAAUAGCUGAAUGUAUCACCUACUUAGAUAAUGGUGUUGUUUAUAUUGGAUCCAGACUAGGAGACUCACAGCUUGUCAAGUUAAAUGUAGAAUGUGAUGAUAAUAAUUCAUAUGUAACAGAAAUGGAAAGAUUUACAAACCUUGGGCCUAUCCUGGACAUGUGUGUUGUUGACCUUGAAAGACAAGGUCAGGGACAGUUAGUCACAUGCUCUGGAGCUUAUAAAGAAGGAUCAUUACGUAUUAUUAGGAAUGGUAUUGGUAUACACGAACAUGCCAGUAUAGAUUUACCAGGAAUAAAAGGUAUAUGGUCAUUGAGAAUUGGCUCGACAGAUUAUGAUGAUUACAUUGUUCUAUCAUUUGUUGGACAAACCAGAGUAUUGAUGUUGAACGGUGAAGAAGUAGAAGAAACAGAGUUAGCAGGCUUUGAUUCAGAUCAACAGACAUUUUUAUGUACCAAUGUUUGUCACAGUCAGAUAUUACAGGUAACACAGUCAGCCGUUAGAUUAAUUAACACAGAAAGUAGAGCAUUAGUUAGCGAGUGGAAACAUCCUUCAAUGAAGAACAUAAGUCUAGCAAGCUGUAAUAUAUCACAGGUUAUAAUAGCUGUUGGCAGUGAACUGUUCCUGUUAAAUAUACUACCAGGAGAAGUUAGACAAAUAAGUAAAACAGCAAUGGAACAUGAGGUAGCUUGUGUUGACAUUACACCCCUUAGAGAUGGUGAAGAGAAAUCAGACUUAUGUGCAGUAGGAUUAUGGACAGAUAUUUCAGCCAGAGUUCUGCGACUACCUUCAUUUGAAAGUUUACAUGUUGAAAUGCUUGGAGGAGAAAUAAUUCCUCGUUCUAUUUUGAUGUCAACAUUUGAGAACAUUCAGUAUUUAUUGUGUGCUCUUGGUGAUGGAUCUUUGUUUUACUUUAACUUAAAUGUAGAUACUGGUUUUUUCUGUGAUAAAAGAAAAGUGACAUUAGGUACACAGCCUACUGUGUUACGGACAUUUAAAUCUCUAUCUACUACAAAUGUUUUCGCUUGUUCUGAUCGUCCAACUGUUAUUUAUUCUAGUAAUCACAAACUUGUAUUUUCUAAUGUAAAUCUUAAAGAAGUGAAUCAUAUGUGUCCAUUAAAUUCUGAAGGAUAUCCGGAUAGUUUAGCCUUGGCAAACGACAAUACAUUAACUAUUGGAACUAUUGAUGAAAUCCAAAAACUACACAUAAGAACAAUACCACUAUAUGAAUCACCAAGGCGUAUAGCUUACCAGGAGGCAUCUCAAACUUUUGGUGUGAUAUCAAUGAGACUUGACCUUCAAGACAGCAGUGGUAUGACCCCUACACGACCUAGUGCUAGUACACAUGCUGCCAUGACAACAUCAAGUUCUAGUGGUAAAAUGGUCACGCAAGGAACAAGUACAAUGGGAGAACAUUGUGGAGAUGAGGUUGAGGUUCACACUCUGCUAGUCAUAGAUCAGCACACUUUUGAAGUACAUCAUGCCCAUCAGUUAAUGACAAACGAGUUUGCAACCAGUUUGAUCUCGGCCAAGUUUGGAGACGACCCUAAAACUUACUAUGUAGUAGGAACAGCUCUUGUACAUCCAGAGGAAGGGGAACCUAAACAAGGAAGGAUCAUCAUCUUUGAUUUCAGUGAUGGUAAAUUAAAUCAAGUAGCAGAAAAAGACAUCAAGGGAGCAGCCUACAGCUUGGUGGAAUUUAAUGGAAAACUUCUGGCUAGUAUAAAUAGUACUGUUAGAUUGUUUGAGUGGACUGCUGAGAAGGAACUUCGGUUAGAAUGUAGUCAUUUUAACAACAUAAUAGCUUUGUAUUUGAAAACUAAAGGUGAUUUUGCUUUAGUCGGAGACUUGAUGAGAUCGAUUACUUUGUUGUUGUAUAAACCUAUGGAAGGAUGCUUUGAGGAGAUUGCCAGAGAUUGCAAUCCUAACUGGAUGACAGCUGUAGAAAUCUUAGAUGAUGAUAAUUUCCUGGGAGCUGAGAAUUCAUUCAACUUGUUCACAUGUCAGAAAGAUAGUGCUGCAACAACAGAUGAAGAACGACAAAACUUACAAGAAGUAGGAUUGUUCCACCUUGGUGAAUUUGUAAAUGUUUUCAGACAUGGUUCCUUGGUUAUGCAGCAUGCUUUGGAGAGCAGUACUCCUACACAAGGCUCUGUUUUGUAUGGUACUGUAAAUGGAGCAAUUGGACUGGUUACACAAGUUCCUCAAGACUUCUUUAAUUUCUUGUCUGAGAUCCAGGCUCGUCUGGCAAAGGUCAUCAAAAGUGUUGGAAAAAUAGAUCAUUCAUUCUGGAGAUCAUUUCACACAGAGAGGAAAACAGAACCAUCAACUGGAUUCAUUGAUGGAGAUUUAAUUGAAAGUUUCUUAGAUCUGAAUAGAGACAAAAUGCAAGAAGUUGUACAAGCAUUACAGAUGGACGAUGGUAGUGGGAUGAAGAGAGAGUCUACUGUAGAUGAUAUAGUCAAGAUGAUAGAAGAACUCACAAGGAUUCACUAAUAUUUAUUGUUUUUUACUUGUAAAUAAUGUAUUGAUUGCCAUACUAAUUUUUAUUUCAAAGCUGCAAUUAAGAGUGUUUCUAUUCCUCAUCAUCAUUGCAUCAAAAUAUUCUAUCCAAUAAGUUCAGUUUGGCAUGCUCAUUUGUGAUUUUGGGAAAUUUUCUGACUACAAUUAUUGUUGAUACUUAAUUCUAUAAAUAAGUUUUUAGCAGUAAAUUUAUUCUUUGAAUAAUUGUUUAGCAGUAAAUUUUUUCUUUAAUUCACUUUGUAGCAGUAAUUUGUUCAGCAUUUGGUUUUGAUAGUUCCUGACACCCUUAGAAUACAAUAUUUAUGCAUCAUUUUCUUUUCUGUUAAUAAUGUAAAUAUGGUAAUUCCUUUUCCAUGCUUUUUCUUUUAGGAAAAUGUACCAUUUUGCUUUCAUUUUAUUGAAGAAAAAAAAAAUUAUGAAUUUCAAAUCUGCAUCUGAUUAUUUACAAAGAUAAGACAAAUUAAAAAGCCUGAAAAGGCAUACAAGGUUUCUUAGGGGGUGGGGAAGUCAAUUGAUUUAAUUGGAUAAUUUCAAUGAAUUUAAUAACCCAUUUCUAUUUAGAUAAUGGGGGAUCAUUCAAUUCAGGAUAAUAGUGGGCAUUUUGUUUGCUAAAUCAUUCAUUUCACUUGUAUAAAUAUAAACCUGUAUCUCUAUAUCAAAGAUUUAGGAACAAAUACAUUUUCUGUUUAUAUACUGAACUAUUUCAAUUUAGACCAAGUUCAGUCUAAAAUUAUGAAACUUGAUACCAUUGUUAUUUCAUGUUUGGCAUUUCUUAUUUUUGGACAGCAUUUAUUUCUGUGUAUAUAGAUUCUUCUGUUAAAAAACAAGAUUAUAUAUAAAGAUUAUUCUCUAAUGGAUCUUCAAUAUUGAAUUCAAAUGAAUUAAGCAUAAUUUAUUCAUGAAGAUAAUGUACUAUUUAUAAAAGUAUGAAAAUUGAAGCUCAAAAUAAACAUGUUUGAAAAUAGAAAUUUUGAUGGGAAAAAUCUGUUAAAUGUCAUUAAAAGACAUUGUUAAUUCCAAAAUAUUGUUGGUCUUAAAAAAUAGUGCUAUUAAAGAGGAAUUAAUGUUGGAAUUCUUGCAAGAUGUAAAAAAGAACAUUAGAAGGACGUUGUAAGAUAAUCUUGAAUGUUCAUCCUUAAGAACAUUAGAAGGACGUUGUAAGAUAUUAUUGAACAUCCUUAAGAACAUUUCUAACCUACAUAUACUCCAGUUAUCAUCCAUCUUCACACAUUGUAGUUCUUGUUAUUUAAAUAACCAUUGUUGUGACUGAUGUGUUUACUGUUAUUGUACAUUGUACUGUUUAUAGUGCUGAAAUAUUUUAUAGAAAAAAAUGAAUGAAGUGUUGAAAUGAA